Molecule: messenger RNA, 516 nt
Organism: Anopheles maculipalpis
Lineage: Eukaryota; Metazoa; Arthropoda; Insecta; Diptera; Culicidae
Exons: 3
Coding region: 34-516 (160 amino acids)
Source: RefSeq, a predicted model, not a curated record
AUACAGCAAAGUUCCGAAAUAACCUUUUCAACUAUGAGGACCUCAAGUGCACUAUUAAUCCUUGGCGCGUUGAUCCUUGCGUCGGUAGCGAAAAAUACGGCCCAUCCGAGGGAAAAACGAGCCAUCAGUGAGCAGGCAAAUGCAGCCGUGGAGAAAGGUAUGGCCUUUGCUAGUGCCGUUGUUGAAAAGUUGAAAAAUAGUGAAGUGGGUCGCAAACUGAUUGGCAAAGUGGUGGGAGGAAUGGGAGAUCUGCGUGGCAAGCGCUCGAUACAAAUCGAUGCUGCGCUCACAAACUACAAUACCGCCCAGUACCAAAAGCUGGAGGUACAUAAAACCCUUACUAAUGAUGCCGCCAGUAAAAAUAAAAUCUCGACCUGUCCAAUCGCUCAGAACGAGCUGAACUUCAUUGAAACCAUUUCCAUUGCCGUCCAGCAUGCGCUUGGUGAGGUGAACAAGGUUAUAAAUGGGCAAAAGGUAGCUUUUCAAGUACCCAAGCCAACGUCUGUUGCUGCGUGA